Molecule: messenger RNA, 1191 nt
Organism: Leptosia nina
Lineage: Eukaryota; Metazoa; Arthropoda; Insecta; Lepidoptera; Pieridae
Source: the annotation of a GenBank genome assembly
AUGUCGGCGCCCCAGUUGCGCCAUUCAUUUCAAGAUCAUUUUGAUGACUUCAUGAUAUUGACUCGGGAGUUAGAAGGUGCUCACUUUGGACGACAGACCGAAUCAUAUUUAGGUUUUGAAGAGUUUACUGGAAGUCUUGCUUACCUAGCUAGUAAGGAUUUCGUGAAACUGUUUGAAGACUUGAAAGACGUCGCUGAAUUCAAUGCUGUUCUUGAAUUUUUAAAGGACAUCGAUGUCGAUGCAUAUUACUACCUAGAACUUAUUCAACGCUUAGUCGAUGAAAAAAGCGCAGUGAUCACGAAAAAACUACGACACCCAAUCACAGGAAGGACAAUGACCUCAUAUCUAAAUGAUAUAGUAAGCAUGUUCCCCAGAAAAAAAUUACGUGAAUUGUUCGACGAGAAAAUGGAUAAUGAAAAGGUAUUUUCGGGAGUAGUAAAAGAGUUCAGAAGCGAAGAAUGGAAAAAUCUGUAUGAGGCGCUGUGGGAAAAUGAUAAAUUUAAGGCUGUAGUUGAUGAGAUGGCUGAAAAUGAUUUCGAUCUACGAUAUGUUUUGGACACAGUGCUGUUGGCUCUCUUUGGACAAAUUGAACCGUUUCCGUUAACAUUCCAAGACCACUUCGACGAUUUUGUUGACACAAUUACAGCAUUGAAGGGAAACCAUUUCGAAGAGCUUGUGAAUGAAUAUCUGCACUUUGAAGAGUUUCAAGCCAGUUUAAAUUUUAUAGCUGAUCAAGAUUUUAUUGAUGUACUCCAAGAAUUGAUGGAAGUGCCUGCAUAUGCAACGGCUGAUGCAUACCUGAAAAGCCAUAAUAUAUUCCCUGCUUAUUACAUCGACCGGUUUCAUCUCUUAGCAGAGAAAAUACAAGAAAAUGCUUCCGGUCAACCCAAGAAUUUGCAAGAUCUUAAGCACCACCAUGCAUCUGGACGAACCAUGAGGAGUUUUCUUAUCGAUAUAGUUGACAUGUUCCCAGAAGAAAUAUUAGAAGAUAUUUUAGAAGAGAAAGUAGAGGAGGAUACUGAAUUCAGAAAUGUCUGGAAGAGCCUAAGAAGCGAAGAAUGGGAAGACUUAUAUGAGGCGCUGUGGGAGACUGAUAUUUUUAAAACCAAAGCUGCUGAGUUAGCUCAAUAUGAUUUUAAUUUAGAAUACUUUUUCAACACCUUAGUACUGGCUAUUUUUGGUCAAGAAUGA